UUAUAUCUAAAGUUUUCUGAUGAUUGAGAAUAAAUAUUAGAGUCAACUCAUGAAGUAUUUUAAGGCAAAGCAGAGUAAGACUUGUUCAAAUGAAGGGCUUCAUAACCUUUAAAGUCCCAUAAUCCUCUUAACUAUACUGAAUAUGAAAACUCACCAAAGAUGGUCCGAUCAGAUUCAGAAGAUAGCUCUGCAGAGUUUAUUUGUGGCUGGGGGUCUGCCUUCGUUAAUAUUACACUCACUUUUCCCAUCAACAAAGUCAUGUUUCGCCAGCAACUAUCAGGCGUGCGAACAUUUGCUGCCCUCAAACAAUUGCAAACGGAGGGCUUACGUAACCUGUACAGGGGACUCUUUCCUCCACUGAUACAAAAAACUGCCUCAAUGACAUUGAUGUUUGGAAUAUACUACAAGUGUUGUAAUUAUAUGAACAAAGAAUAUCCCCAGUCUCCAUAUUUUAAUAGCAUGGUUUCAGCCACCUUUGCUGGGGCUCUGGAGGCUUUUCUGUUACCCUUUGAGAGAAUUCAAGUUCUCAUGCAGGACAAAAAUUACAACCAUCGAUUUGAAAAUGCCAGGCAUGCCGCAAAAGAGUUGAGGUCAAUUUAUGGCGUGAAGGAAUUCUACAGAGGUGGCUCGGCAGUUCUUCUGAGGAACUGUGGCAGCAAUAUUUUAUUCUUUCUCGGCAGGGACUAUUUAAUGAAUGCUCUUCCUUAUCCUGAUUCUGUGCUGGAGAGAACGUCACAAGACUUUAUUUGUGGGGCAGCACUUGGAGCCUCUCUAAGCACACUGUUUUAUCCCGUAAAUGUUGUGAAGGUGAAGAUGCAGAGUAAGGUCGGAGGAACAUUUGAAGGUCUGCUCCAUACCUACAGAAUUGUGCAAGAAGAAAGGAAACAUAGUAUUCGCAAACUCUUUCGAGGAGUGCAUAUUAAUUUUACAAGAUCUUUUCUUUCUUGGGGCAUUGUAAAUGCAACAUAUGAAUUUCUCAUGGUUAAGCUUUUUAGUAGAAGCUCUAGAAAAAAUAAUCAUGUUAGCUGAUUUAUGAAUUAUUUUUUUUAGUAUCUAGUACUAAUGUAUUUAUAAUGCAUUUUAUGG
Molecule: messenger RNA, 1086 nt
Organism: Saccostrea cuccullata (small rock oyster)
Lineage: Eukaryota; Metazoa; Mollusca; Bivalvia; Ostreida; Ostreidae
Product: mitochondrial nicotinamide adenine dinucleotide transporter SLC25A51-like
Exons: 2
Coding region: 160-1029 (289 amino acids)
Cellular component (GO): mitochondrion
Molecular function (GO): NAD transmembrane transporter activity
Source: RefSeq, a predicted model, not a curated record